Molecule: messenger RNA, 1745 nt
Organism: Cygnus olor (mute swan)
Lineage: Eukaryota; Metazoa; Chordata; Aves; Anseriformes; Anatidae
Product: alpha-1-antitrypsin-like
Exons: 4
Coding region: 1-1275 (424 amino acids)
Biological process (GO): negative regulation of endopeptidase activity
Molecular function (GO): serine-type endopeptidase inhibitor activity
Source: RefSeq, a predicted model, not a curated record
AUGAAAAUGAAGUCUGCACUGUAUUUGUCUUUGGUGCUUGUUGGGCUUCAAGUCCAGGCUCUUCAUAUACCCAACCACAGUGAUGAACAGGAGGACCAAGACACACCUCAUUCCCCUGCUGAAGGUGAAAACUUGGCUCACCUCAAGAUAGCCCCCAGCAAUGCUGACUUUGCAUUUAGAUUUUACAAGCAGGUCACAGAGGAGGAAAGUAACAAGAACGUUUUCUUCUCUCCUUUGAGCCUCUCCACUGCCUUUGCAAUGCUCUCCCUGGGCGCCAGAGCGCACACGCUCAGUCAACUGCACAAAUGCCUCGCUUUCAACCUGACAGAGCUGGAGGAGCGGGAGAUCCAUGACGGCUUUCAGAGACUCCUCCAGCUGCUGAAUGAUCCUCACCGAGAGGUCCAGCUGAGUAUGGGCAAUGCCCUGUUCAUAAAUAAUGAACUGAAACUGCGCCAAAAGUUUUUGGAAGAUGUCACAACUUUUUAUGAUUCUGAAGCUAUUUCUAGUGACUUCCAGAAUUCUGAAAACGCUGUAAAUGAAAUCAAUAACUAUAUAAAAACAAAAACCCAUGGCAAAUUUGUUGACUUCCUGCAGAAUCUUAGUCCGGAUGCUUUGAUGAUUCUGAUUAACUAUGUUUACUUUAAAGGCUACUGGGAACAACCUUUCAAGAGUUUCCGCACCAGAGAUGAUGACUUCUUUGUUGAUGCCAAGAAUUCUGUUAAGGUCAAAAUGAUGUAUCAAAGCAAAGUCCAUAAUAUCCAUCGGGAUGAGAAAUUGUCUUGCUGGGUAGUAGAAAUCCCAUAUAAAGGAGAUGUUGCUGCCUUGUUUGUUCUGCCUGAUGAAGGGACAAUGAAGCAGGUGGAAGAUGCUCUGCUAAAAGACACAGUGUCUAAUUGGAGCCAAUCACUUGAAGAAAGACCAAUUGAACUUUACCUUCCAAAAUUCUCCAUCUCUGGCUCCUAUGAUGUCAAGAACCUAUUUAUAAAAAUGGGUGUGACAGAUGUGUUCAGUAACAAUGCUGACCUCUCUGGAGUGGCAGAAGGUGACCGCCUUAUGGUUUCCAAGGCAAUUCACAAGGCUGAGGUGGAUGUUAAUGAGAAUGGUACGGAGGCAGCUGCAGUGACCAUGAUAGAAUUGGUACGGUUGUCUGAAGUUUUCCCUCUUCCUCAUGUCAUCAAAUUCAACAGACCCUUCCUGAUGUUGAUUGUUGACAAAACCACCUACAGCAUCCUCUUCAUGGGGAAAAUUGUGAACCCAACUGUCAAGGAAGGCUAGGCCAGAGCACUUGUACUCCAUAGAAGAGAGGAGAGAGCUUGUGCACAUCCCAGUGACUUCUUUGCAAGAAGAGACUGGCAUUGAUCCUUAAUUAAAAAAUAAAACAAUUUUACAUGAUGUUAUUCCUCACUUUCAAUAGACAGCUGGGGACAAGUGGGAGUAGGCCUUGUAUACGAAAUAUCCCAGGGCAAAAACGCAGCCAUGGGAUCUUCAACAGACAAAUAUUUCCCUGCCUUGCUCACUCAUCACUGGUGCCACAGACCCUUGCAUGCAGGUAAACCCUCCUUCUCCUGGCUGGUAGUCUCCCUAUGUCUCUCAUGUCCUAUAUGUCCAGUUCUCAGCUCAGAAACUCCACAAAUCUAUCACCAUCAUCUGAGGAACCUUCCAUUCCUUCUCUUCUGUUGAACUGUGAAUUCCAGAAGUCUUCUUUUGCUCUGAAACCUUUAAUAUAUUCAGUAUCUAAGGAUGAA